UAAUAAUAGUACAAUGAGUACAAUAACCAACAGAACCAAAUCAAUAGAUUUAAAGAAAUUAUACAUUGGUAAUCUUGAUGAGACAGUUAAUGAAUACAUAAUUAUGCAAUUAUUUAAACCUUUUGGAAAAAUUACUUCUAUUGAAGUCAUGGUCCAUUGGAUGGGAGUUAAAAAAGGAUUGUCGAGAGGUUAUGGAUUUUUAGAAUUUGAUACAAAAGAGCAAGCAUUAAAUGCAAAGAAUGCCUUACAUGGAAAAUUGUUAAAAGGAAGACCUUUAGUCGUCUCAUUUGCUUAUACUUUAGAUGAAAAUAAGCAAAGUAACAGCAAUUAUAAUAGUAAUAGUAGACGUAAUCAAUCAUUAAAUAGUGGUAAAAAGCCUACAACCCCCAUUUCGUUAAUAAAAGGACAAUCAUUAAAGAAUUCUUCGACGGAUGCUAAAAUCAAAGCAAUAGAAAGGAAAUUAGAAGCAUUAAAAAAACAAAAAGUAACAGCAUCUCCAUCUACAUCUCCAUCCACAUCCUCUGCAGCAACAUCUCCUUUAAGGUCAAUAAAAAGUUAUCAACAACAAUCAAAUCGUUUUAAACCAUAUUAAAUCAAAUAAAAAAUACAAGCAUUUUACAUAUA
This is a messenger RNA of Cokeromyces recurvatus, 624 nucleotides long. RefSeq lists its product as uncharacterized. Lineage: Eukaryota; Fungi; Mucoromycota; Mucoromycetes; Mucorales; Mucoraceae. Gene Ontology annotation, molecular function: RNA binding. The transcript has 6 exons. The coding region runs from base 14 to 592 and encodes 192 amino acids. The record is from RefSeq and is a predicted model, not a curated record.